Penicillium coprophilum is the source of this 1293-nucleotide messenger RNA. RefSeq names its product 3-dehydrosphinganine reductase (gene ksrA). The transcript is spliced from 3 exons. The record is from RefSeq and is a predicted model, not a curated record. The annotation marks the transcript as partial. Gene Ontology annotation, molecular function: 3-dehydrosphinganine reductase activity. Lineage: Eukaryota; Fungi; Ascomycota; Eurotiomycetes; Eurotiales; Aspergillaceae. Gene Ontology annotation, biological process: sphingolipid biosynthetic process. Gene Ontology annotation, cellular component: endoplasmic reticulum membrane.
AUACUGGUAAUAUUACGACCUCCCACCUUUGAACGUCAAAAGCAGAACGAUCUUCGGUAUUUCAGUGUCACUAAUUUAUUGCCCCUUGUGCCUUCCAUUUCGAAUGACAACAGAAGCACCUGCCAUUCAUCCACGAUGGAUCCUCGCGAGUUAAUUGCUCGUUCUCCUCUGCCUCAGCUUCUCUCCUCAUUGCGCUCCUCGUAUAUUAAUACAUCGACCCCAGUACUGGGCGCUUCCGCAUUCCUUUGCACAAUUAUUAUUUACACUAUUGCUAAGAUGUUUGGGCUCUGGUCCCGAAACGAGUUCAAUGUGGAGGGACAGACUAUAGUGAUCACCGGCGGCUCCGAUGGCAUGGGCAAAGCUGUCGCACUCGAGCUAUCCGCAAAAGGCGCACACGUUGUCGUUGUUGCCCGCACCGUCUCCAAGCUGCAGGCUACCGUUGAUGAGAUGAAGACCAAGGCUGGGAAUAUUUUUAAACAGAAAUUCCAUUAUAUCAGCGCCGAUCUCACUGAUCCCGCCGAGUGCGAACGAAUGAUCGCAGAAGUGACAGCGUGGAAUUCUGGAGCUGCUCCUGACGUUGUUUGGUGCUGUGCGGGCUUCUCCCGUCCGGGAUAUUUCGUCGAUGUGCCCAUUCAAGAUCACCGACAGCAAAUGGACACAAUCUAUUGGACUGCGGCCAACACAGCUCAUGCCACCCUGCGCAACUGGCUAACACCCGUUGCCCCAAGUGGACAGAUGAAAACACCCCGGAGACAUCUCAUUUUUACCUGCUCUACACUUGCAUUCGUUCCCAUCGCUGGAUAUUCGCCGUACUCGCCUGCCAAGGCAGCCAUUCGUUCUCUAUCCGAUACUCUAAGCCAGGAAAUCGAAAUGUACAAUGGAGCCUAUACCCAACGGCACCGCAAUGACGCCCCGGCUGCAGAUGUCAAGAUCCACACUAUUUUCCCCAUGGGGAUUCUCUCACCCGGCUAUGACAACGAACAAAAGAUUAAGCCUGAAUUGACCAAGAAACUCGAGGAGGCCGACAAGCCCCAGACACCAGCGGAGGUCGCGCAAAUUUCUAUCCGUGCCUUGGAACGUGGGGAGUAUCUGGUCACUACCAACUUUAUUGGUGCUGUCAUGAAAGGCACUGCCCUUGGGCCCAGCCCGAAAAAUAGCAUUGUCGGUGACACUAUGCUCAGCUGGCUCAGCAACCUGGUAUUCCUCCAGGUCAUCCCAGACCUUCGCAGCAAGGCAUUCGCUUGGGGUAAGCAGAACGGGAUUCCAAACAGUACCAGUACUCCAGCUUCAUAA